Messenger RNA from Mucor mucedo, 888 nucleotides. RefSeq lists its product as uncharacterized. Bases 54 to 590 code for a protein of 178 amino acids. NCBI's taxonomy places the organism in Eukaryota, Fungi, Mucoromycota, Mucoromycetes, Mucorales, Mucoraceae. The record is from RefSeq and is a predicted model, not a curated record. The transcript is spliced from 2 exons.
UUUUUUUUUUUUUGUUCUUCACAAUCUAAAAACCAAAAAAAAAAGAAAAGAAUAUGUCUGACGAUUUCGAUGAUGAUUUGUAUAAUGUGUACAAUGGAGGAGGACAAGAAGAUUCGUACAAUGAUGAAGAUUUAUACGGCGAAGACCCCGUGGUUGAUGUGAAGGAGGAAGAAGUGAAAGAAGAGGAGACUGUAGAGGAAUCCACUGUCCCGGAACCUACUACGCCUACCUUGACGGAGACUUCCUCUCAUCAAAACGGGUAUCAACAGCAACAGCAACAGCAACAACAACAACAACAACAACAACAACAGCAGCAGAAUUGGGGAUAUCAGCAACAACAGCAACAGAAUCAAUAUCAACAAUAUAUGGCUGCAUACCAACGAAGCUUACAACAACAGAUGGCCAUGAAUCCAUAUCAAAUGCAACAAAUGAUUCAGAGACAGAUGAGACAGCCUCAACAUUAUAACAACAGGCAAGAGACGUCAGUAAAGAAGGGACAUAAUGAGGAUGGUGAGGAAACGUCUGUGACAAGUGCUUCCAAUCAAGAUGAAGGAAAAAAGAGAGAGUACAAACAUUUUGUUAAUAUGUAAAUACAAUAAAUUUGGGUAUAAUAGAAAGAUGUUUAUCGGAGGUCUUAAUUGGGAAACUACCGAUGGUAAGCUUUUAUACAUAUAAAAAAAAAAAUACACGGGAAAGCAAAGACAUAGGGAGAAAAGGAUGAAAGAAAUAGUUUGUUAUUCUAAUAGUAUAAAGAUAUAAUUUAAUUAAAAACUUUUUUUUUUUUUUUCAUCAUAAUUAAAAAAAAAAAAAAAUUAAAAAAAACAAAAGAUUCAUUACGUCAAUACUUUUCUCAAUUUGGUGAAGUUCUUGAUUGUACUGUUAUGCGCG